Neodiprion fabricii is the source of this 1659-nucleotide messenger RNA. RefSeq names its product DNA polymerase delta subunit 3-like. Bases 90 to 1601 code for a protein of 503 amino acids. The record is from RefSeq and is a predicted model, not a curated record. Gene Ontology annotation, biological process: DNA synthesis involved in UV-damage excision repair; nucleotide-excision repair, DNA gap filling; DNA replication. Gene Ontology annotation, molecular function: DNA-directed DNA polymerase activity. Gene Ontology annotation, cellular component: nucleus; delta DNA polymerase complex. The transcript is spliced from 2 exons. NCBI's taxonomy places the organism in Eukaryota, Metazoa, Arthropoda, Insecta, Hymenoptera, Diprionidae.
UCCCUAGUUCAAAUUGUGUCGCAAGUAAAAUUGUCGCGGGAUUCACGUAAAGUCAAUAACGGAGUAUACAAAACGUACAUUUUUACAAAAUGAUUCGGAAACAAAUUGAUAUUUACUUGGAGGCUCUUGCGGGCUACAUUAACGACGACGACAAAUUAGUUACUUACAAGUGGUUGAGCAAGGAGUUAGGCAUCCACGUGAAUUUGUCAAAGCAGCUGUUAUUCGAGUACUGGGAAACUCAACGAGUGCAGAAAAAUCAUGUAAUCAGUGCGACUUUCCUGCUCAUGGGAUACGUCAAGGAGCGAGAGAUGCGAGUCGAGGUCGUCAAAGAGGAUCAUAUGGCAUCUGCCAAGGAGAAAUUUGAACAAAUAAUAUCCGAGCAUAUUUACAGCUUGCAAAAAACUCUCCCUGAGAUAGAGCUACUCGCCAUUACUGACAAAGGCGAUUCUCAAUUGAGCGCUGUCCACUCUUCUCAGUCUGUUCUCAGGUCUGAUCAUGAGAUGGAAGUUCUUCGUUGGGGUAGCGCCUUGUUAGCGAAUAAACAGAUGAAAAACAAUACUCAGAUUACAGCUCCGAAAGUUCGGGCAAAUGCGAAUACCGAGUCAAAGCUUACUGAUCAGGCCAAGAAUGUCAAGGAGUCUGGUGCUAAAUCGACCACAAAUAAAACAGCAGCGGCUAAUUCGAGUGCAAAAACACAGAAAACUGCCUUCAACAAUUUCUUUGCUAAGGCCAUAGAUAAGCAAAGCAAGGAGAAGACAUCUGUGAAAGGUGUGAAGAGUAAACCUGUUGCGUCAAGCAGUAGUUUGACAACUACUUCACCCCAUAAGAAUAACUGGUUCGAGGAGAAGAAGAAACCUAUUAGUUCGGACAACAAGGAGGCAAAAGAAAAUCCGGAGAAUAUUAACGAUUCAAAAAAGCCUAAACUUAAUGAAGACAAAGAAAAAUCUCCGAAAACUAAUUUACCGAAAAAGAAUGCCUGGUUUGAAGCAAAGAAAAAGCCUCCAAGUACCAGCGACAAGGAAGUAAAAGUACAGGUGGAGAGUUGCAGCGAUUCGAAAAAGGCCAACGUAGAAAAGUUUCAAGAAAAAUCACCACAGACUGAAAAAGUUAGCAAACAAGAAUCGGCGGUGAAAAAUCUCAGCUUUGGGAAAACUGGCGAUAAAAAAAAAGUAGCAUCUUCUUCACGAGGAAAAAAACGCAAGACUUCUUCAAAGGGCGAGAAUACUAAUAAGAAACGAAAACGUAUAGUUGUGAUAUCUAGUGACGAAUCAAGCGAUGACAGCGAGACUAGGGAUGAUAUUGAGGAACCUGAUAGUUCUGAAGAACCACCGCAAGUUGUUGAAAGAGUUAAAAGUUCUCCUUCGCCACCUCUGGUCAAGUGUGAAGGCGGGAGGCGCAAAGUUCGGAAAUUGGUCGAUAAAACGUUUGUCGAUGAAGAUGGGUAUUUUGUCACUCAAAAAGAAUACGUUUACGAAAGUUGUUCAGAUAAGGAAGAGGAAAUGCCGGUAGAGGCUGCAAAACCUUCUACCGCUGAUGUUGCAGCAAAGACUGCAAACAAGCGGAAGCAAGUAUCGCUGCUUAAUUUCUUCAAGAAGUCGUAGUUAACUAAUACGUGGAAAAUGUAACUGUAAUGAUGAAUUAAAAUAUUCAUUGAAUAUA